ACUGUGAAUCAGCUGCCGAGUGCUAAUAGUUAGUGUAAUCCAACUGAGAUAACCAGCUAUUUCUAUAUCUGAUCAUGCAUCUGUGCAUCAGUAAGAUUUGGGACACUGAGCUGGAUAAGUCGAAAUGGAUGCACUUUUGAAAAUUGUCUUGUUGAUCAGUUUAUACUUCAUUGCCAUAAGCCUGCACUUGGGUUUGUGUGACGAUGUUCCUUCCGCCGAGGCAGACACAGUGGUAACUGAAAGUGAAGAGCACUACACCGCAUCCGAUGACUUCGACUAUUAGGGGUUAGAUAAGCCCUAUUAAGCCCAAUCAUGAGUAAAUAAAUUGACAAUCUUUCAGCAGACAGCUUUUAAAUUGACAAGUUUCAGCGGUAGAAAAAUUACAUCUAUAAAAUACACUUCGGAGUUACUGGAACAUUUAAAUUAUUUGUUACAUUAUUUGUUAUUUGUUAUUUGUUUCACUGUCAUAAAAUAUGUCUUAUCUUUGUGAAAUUUAUUCCCAAAGUAUUUGCAAGUCAAUUACUUAUCAGUUGGUUUAUCUAUUUUCAUAUCAUAAAUUCAGUGUCACUCGAUAAUAUGCUCAGCUCACAUUGAAAAGUGUUGCAAUAUUUCAAAAGAUAUAUGAAA
Drosophila simulans is the source of this 627-nucleotide messenger RNA. RefSeq lists its product as uncharacterized. NCBI's taxonomy places the organism in Eukaryota, Metazoa, Arthropoda, Insecta, Diptera, Drosophilidae. The transcript has 2 exons. Bases 125 to 283 code for a protein of 52 amino acids. The record is from RefSeq and is a predicted model, not a curated record.